Molecule: messenger RNA, 501 nt
Organism: Rhizoctonia solani
Lineage: Eukaryota; Fungi; Basidiomycota; Agaricomycetes; Cantharellales; Ceratobasidiaceae
Product: cell division control protein 31
Exons: 3
Coding region: 1-501 (166 amino acids)
Biological process (GO): spindle pole body duplication
Cellular component (GO): half bridge of spindle pole body; mitotic spindle pole body
Molecular function (GO): calcium ion binding; microtubule binding
Source: RefSeq, a predicted model, not a curated record
AUGUCGCUCUACUCGUCUGCCCAAAAAGCCAAGCGCCGAACACAACACACUCGCCCAGAACUAUCCGAUGAACAAAAACAAGAAAUAAAAGAAGCCUUUGAGCUAUUCGAUACGGACAAGGACGGCGCAAUCGACUAUCAUGAGUUAAAAGUCGCGAUGCGUGCGCUCGGGUUCGAGCUGAAAAAGGCCGAAGUAUUGAAGAUUCUACGGGACCAUGACAAGACGGGACAUAACUUGAUGGAGUUUGAUGAUUUUGCGAAGAUCAUGAGCGAACGGAUACUCGCACGAGACCCGAUGGAAGAAAUUCGCCGGGCCUUCCAGCUCUUUGACGAUGAUGGAACCCACAAGAUCAGUAUAAGGAAUUUGAGGCGUGUGGCGAAAGAACUGGGCGAACAAUUGGAUGACGACGAAUUGCAAGCAAUGAUAGACGAGUUCGAUCUAGACCAAGACGGCGAGAUCAACGAACAGGAAUUCUUUGCCAUUAUGACAGACGACGCUUAG